Alligator mississippiensis (American alligator) is the source of this 7182-nucleotide messenger RNA. Its product is annotated as disintegrin and metalloproteinase domain-containing protein 20. Lineage: Eukaryota; Metazoa; Chordata; Crocodylia; Alligatoridae. Gene Ontology annotation, biological process: male gonad development; proteolysis. Bases 3903 to 6452 code for a protein of 849 amino acids. The transcript is spliced from 2 exons. The record is from RefSeq and is a predicted model, not a curated record. Gene Ontology annotation, cellular component: sperm head plasma membrane; external side of plasma membrane; plasma membrane. Gene Ontology annotation, molecular function: metalloendopeptidase activity.
GAUCUGGCCCAUGAGGGGAUUUUAUCUGGCCUGUGCCAGGUCUCUGCCCCACCUGGCCUAGGCACGGGGGUGCAACUUGGGCUGUGGCGCAUGCACCUGGUCCUGCUGCCCCGGUACAGUGGCCAAACUCAAGCUUCCCUUUGGUGGCAGCUCCUUCCUGCUGCUGCUGCUGGUGUUGCUGCCACCACUGGACAUUUAUAAUUUAAAUGAUAAAAAUAUAUAUUAUAAUGAUAAAUGUACAUUAUAAUUCCAUGUGCACGUGUGCACACCCCCACUCCCAAAUGUCCCUUAUGGCAGUCUGCAACCACGUUCAUCCUGUCUCGUCAGCCAGAGAGACGAUCGCCAUUCUCUAACUACCCUGCCAAUAUUAUAGCCCUGUUUUAAGUGCAUACCAUCACACAUAUAUAUAACUUCUUAAUAUCUGCUUUGGCAUUUUAUUCUCCUUUAAAAAAGAAAUUCUGGUUUGGCUGGUGUGUGAUGAUAGUGAUGCUGUCCUGGGAUAACAAUACGGGGACGACUGAAAUGAUUUAAACUUCCCCUGGUCCUCAACCGACCUGAGCAGCCCUACUGUACCGCUACUCCCCUCGGUGAGGGUGUGAGAGCGGUGUCCGACCGAAACCCCAAGAGCGGUGCUGCCUGAUUCAUUGCUAAUGUGGACCUUUUUACAUUUUUUUUAAUAACACUGCAGUAACUGAUGCAGUUGCUGGCAAAAUGGGUGGUAAGGCCCAAGUGGGGGAUUUCAAAAGUAAAUGUUUUAAGCUGAAGGCUCUGAUUUUGGCCAUUUUUCUUCACAAAAAUGCCCCUUUCAAAACGGCUGCCUCCUGAGAGCAAAGCGGAAGCCGCAGGCAGCCCUCGGCUACCAUUUCCCAAACAGCCCACGAGGGAGAAAGGUUGCCCUGAAGAGAAAAGGACAGCGCGCCCGCCUGUUUUUCCCAGAGGGAAAGAAGCCAUGCUGCCUCGGGGAGUCCUCUCGGCACCUCUCCUUACAACAUGCCCGGAGAAGAGGGUGGGGGGGAUGGCAGGCAUCUGAGGGGUGGGAGGCUACAGGCAAGGGGAGCAGUGUCGGGGUGCAGGUGCAGGAGCCAGAGCCUUGUCUGGGAGGGUGCAGACUUGGCGAGAGGGGACUUAGUGCCAUGGUAUGUGAUGGCUAGGAAGGGGUCCCUGAAGGAAACAAAUAUGGGACAUGGGAAAACUGGAGCACAUGUUGGAUGCACAGAAACACAUGUUGAGAACUCAACCGGCAUCCUGCCUUUCCUAGUCUUUAUACCUCCGUAGCAAGGCACAGAUAACACAGAACUCCUACAGUUUGAGCAAAAGUAGCCCUAAAAUUAAGACCGAGUAUUAUUAGUGAGACCACAGAAGCCCAAAUUGUUCCAGCCUUGGUCUGAAACAGAGAAGUUAAACCAGUAGGCCCAGAGAAGUGAAGGCGGUCUCAAUUUACAGUACUCAGAGCUGAAUUUGAAGUGCAGAAGCUCAGGCUGGCCUUUUGGUUAAAGGUGGGGGUGGGUGGUUGCAAGACAGUACUUCGGAGUAAGAAGUAGUGGAGAGGGAGACAUGCCUCUGUGAGCUGGUCCAACACCUGGGCAAGUCUCAACUACGUUUUGAUCUGUCAACGGAUACGUAGAACAGGGCAAUUUGAGGAGUGACAGUCUGUGCGGGGAAGUGCUGAAGUGUGGGAUAUUUGGCAAAGGGAUUACUCGCUGGGAACAAAGAAGGAUGCAUAAAGAAAUUCAACUGAUUGGCAAGUGCUGGAUAAAGAGCUCUUGCCAGGCAGUAACACGUCAGGAAGAGUCCUCGCCCCAGAGAGAUCAGCUGCUCAAGGUUUAGCUGGGUCCAAAGAAUGAAACAGCUGCGAGGAGAGAUUUUGGUCACAGGGUGCGCGAAGCAUUUAUUGAGCCUGUACUUGACACGCGUCUGAAUAAUGUCUUUGUAUUCCUUCAUUCCUAAGGAUUAUGCUGGAUCUGGAGCAGCAUCUUUAAAGGGUCCUGACGAUAGUUGCUCAGAGGAGCCUAUGCUGACGGUGUUAACUGGUCCUGCUCAAUGUCUUAAUAUUUGAAAGACUAGCUUCCUGCCAUCACGCCUCCCACCUGAACUCUCCAAGUAUUAUGCCCAUUUUAUAAAUGGGGAAAUGAAGCACAGUGACAUUAAAAGCAAACUCCUAGCCCUAGAUCGCAAAAGAGCAGCGAGGAGGAGGAUGCUACGUAUAGGAGAGUGUAGGGAUGCUUUAUUGUAUCUUCCUCUUUUUUUCUUCCAUUUUCCCUUCAGUUGAUGAAAUUCCAUUAAUGAGAUGCUAAUGCACCGUUUAUGUGCGGAGAGACUGUGAAUACUGGAUAUGCAGUAGCCUUGAACAGGAUUUUCAGGAUGGUGCCCGGCUAAUUCUUCGUAAAAAUGCUAAAAGCAUACCAGAAAGUUGCCAUGGCUAUUCUAUUUUGAUUUUUUUUUUUUUUUAAAUAAUCUUUGCUGGAAAUCAUUUGACCUUUACAUAUCUUCUUGUAUAUCUGGGUUAUCCUGUUGUUGGCUAUUUUUUAAAAAAGAUUAAAGGAACUUGAUUAGGAAAGAGGAUGUUUUAGUUUGGUAAUGGCAAUGUGUCAAAAUUCUGGUAUCGCCACCUUAUGUAUUUUUUCCUUUGAAGUCCUUUUUGGAGACCUGUGUGGGUCACGUUUAACUUGUUCUUUGUAUUAAAAAACUUUAAUUUUCUUUUCCAGUUUUAUCAAUCACAUUAUUUUGGACCAGUAUUACAUUGUAAAUAUUUUACAUUAGUGUACAUAAAUGAUUUUACUAAAUUUAAAAGAUUUCUGGCUUCUGUGUUUCGUAAAUGGGAAGUCACAUGGUUUUUUAUAAAAAUCAGCUAAAAUAAACCAUGCAGAAUAACACAAACAUAGAAUAUGUUUGUACUCGCAGCAUCUCAGGGGUGCUACGAGUCUUUAUUCUUUGUAAAGUGCUUUGAGUAGCUCACAGGAAAAGGACUGUAUUUAAAGGUAAGCUACAAAACUAGGCCAGACAAAGCACCUACAAAAAUACAGUAGGUAUCAAUCUUGCACUGGUAACGGUGGGCAAAUAAAAUGAAACCUCUCUUCUUGAAUUACUAUGGGACCUACUAGUAGGUGCCAGUAGCAUGCACUUAGUAAAAUACAUUUAGUCCCAUUCCUUGAGAGUAUCUUACGUGAUUUAGCUGUUAACUGAUAAAAUUGGGGAGGGCAAAGACUAUGUCUGUACUCCAGUAGCUACGGACACACGUAACUGUAAUAAAUCUCACCUCUCUUUUCACACCCGGUAACUCACCCUAUAAAGGAAUCCUUGGAAACCAUUAAUUCUUAUCUCCUUUUCCCUUUAAUAUACAGAUGCAAAAAUAUCCUUGUUGUUAAACAAAACCAGGGAGGAAAGGGCAGCACUGCAUGAUUCGGAGUACCCCUAGCUGAGAGUUUGGGACCAGAACAGUGUUUCUGGUGAGAACCUAUGGAAAUGUUGCAAUGCAACAUUUCCAAUAGAGCUUUGUCCGAGUUUUUGAUCCACUCCGGCUGUUAUCCCACUCUCUGAUGUUUCUCCUUGCCCCUUGGGUUAAUAAACUCAUAAAAUGUAGACUAUAACACAAGGAAAUAUAUCAGCUCGAUAUUGCCAGAGCCCUAGUCGAACACAGCCAGAGGAGGGGAUGACGUCGAUCGUCCAAAGCUGUACUCUGCCCGAUCUCGUUCAGAUACAGAAGAACCCAAAUGACCAAACCUCACCUCAAAACAAACUGCUUUCGUGCCCAGGUCCCACUAAUCGAGUGUGGCCCAACGGGUGUGUCAGAUCCUACGCGAAUGCCUCUUGGCUGGUGGAGGGAAUACAUUUUAAGGAAAGAAAUUUCUGUUUACAAUUAACAAAAAAAAAAAAAAAAAAGGCAACGUCCAAUAAAAUAGUUAAUGAGGAGGCCCGAAGAGCCGUCCGUGCUUCGGCCCAGCGCCCCGCGCCCGUCUCCGGCCGUGGAAUGUUCACGUUCAAAGCGGCACAAACGGAAACGGGCGCCCGUUGCGCCAUUCCACGCCAGGACUGCAACGGGACCCUCCGAAACCAGCUUUUUCCUCCCCUUGUUUUACAGCACCGCAUUUCCUUUCGUUUUGCUGAGGCUUGUUGGAUUUUCUAUGCUAUGUUGGGAGGCAGUGCCCAUGGAUCAGAUCCAGAGGCCAGUAGGACUUAUGCGGCCGUGGCUCAGAGCAGGGGGUGGAGCGCAGGAGACCGGGGUGCUCCUUGGAUUGGGAGUCCCUAUUAUGCUCCUGGGGCUGCUUCUUCCCAGCACAGACUGUGGCCCGCAUCCGCCUCCAGGAUUUGCUUCCUAUGAAGUAAUUGUUCCAAGGAAGUUUGUAUCAAAGGAAGGAAAUGCUGCCAAGGAUGAAAUGUCCUAUGUCAUCAAGGUGGAAGGGAGGAAUCAAAUUGUUCACCUGAAGCAGAAAAAAAGAUUUAUAGUAAAAAAUUUACCAGUCUACACUUAUGACCCCCAGGGGAGGCUGCUGGUAGAUCACCCCUCCAUUCCAGAGGAUUGCUACUAUCAUGGGUACGUAGAAGAUAGCCCAGAGUCUCUUGUUGUCCUCAGCACCUGCUCAGGACUGAGAGGUUUGCUCCGGAUUGGGAGCUUACAGUAUGGCAUUGAACCUGUGGAGAGUUCCUUGAUAUUCCAGCACCACCUCUAUCGAAUAGGGGAGGCCGGUCCUGAGCCCGCAGCGUGUGAACUAACAGAUGGAGAGAGAGAAAAGCAAACUGCUGAAGUGAUGGAGGCUAGGAAGCAUGCAUCAAAGAAACCUUUUGUAUGGGGGCAGACUAAAUACCUAGAGUUUCUAGUAGUGGUAGACAAACAACGCUACGACUAUGCUGACAAAAAUAUGACUAACGUGGUACUGUCAGUGAUUGAAGUAGUGAAUUUGGCGGAUGAAUUUUUUUCUUCCCUUCGUCUUCGCAUUCUGCUGACCGCGUUAGAGGUUUGGACAGACGACAAUCCAAUCAAAAUAACAAAGAACGUAGCUGAAGUUCUGCAUAAUUUCAACAUUUGGAGAAAAGCUCAGCUACUCGCACGUGUGCCACAUGAUGUUGGACACCUGUUUUCAUUUAACGAUUUUGGAAAAGACCAGCAGGACAAAUUGACCGCAAAAUCCUAUCAUUACAGUGCCUGUGACCGGUCACGUGCAUCAGCUGUGGUAUCAUUCAUCAACAGUCCUGUGAAAAACUUUGCUUUGCUUGUUGCUCAUUUGCUGGGACACCAGGUUGGUAUGGUGCAUGAUGAACAAGCAUGUGCAUGUGGCAAUUCAUCUUUCUGCAUCAUGGACCCAGCUCGUAGGGAAGUCUAUCAAUUCAGUAACUGCAGCGAGAGAUACUAUCUUAACUUCAUGCGUCAAGGCAAGGGAAACUGUCUGAAUAACCUCCCAGAGACUGGGGUAUUUUUUCUAAUGCAGCGCUGUGGUAACCAAAUUGUAGAAGAAGAAGAAGAAUGUGAUUGUGGCUCUGAGAAGCAGUGUAGAAAGGACCCCUGUUGUGAUCACACUUGCAAAAAAAAAGAAGGGGCUACUUGUAAUGUUGGAAAAUGCUGUAAAAAUUGCCAGCUUCUUGUAGAAGGGACAAAAUGUAGAGACACUGUAGGCGAGUGUGACCUGCCAGAGUUUUGCAACGGGACUUCUCCAUAUUGUCCGGAGGAUACGCACAUACAAGAUGGGACUGUAUGCAGUGGUGAUGGCUACUGUUUUUACGGGAAAUGCAGUAGUCACAAUAUACAAUGUGAAAAACUCUUUGGCAAGCCAGCAAAAGCUGCUCCAAUAAGCUGCUUCAGAGAAGUGAACAUGAAAGGGGAUCGGUUUGGCAACUGCUGGGAUGGUGGGGAAAAUGAGACAUUUGAGAAAUGUAAACCAGAAAAUGUAUUGUGUGGGAGGUUACAAUGUGUGGAUGUUAAAACGCUACCUUGGUUGGAGGAACACGUGACCAUCAUUCAGACACUUGUUAGCAAUAUCUGGUGUUGGGGCACAGACUAUUACUCGCUGGCAGAGUCAACUGAUUAUGGAUUAACAGAAGAUGGUGCAACAUGUGCUGCAGACAAGAUAUGUUAUAAUCAAACAUGUUUCAAUCAUUCAGUAUUGCUGCAAUUAUCGUGUUCACCUUCUUCAACGUGCCAUGGAAGAGGGGUCUGCAACAAUAAUGGGAACUGUCACUGCAAGGAUGGCUGGGCCCCUCCAUUAUGCCAGUUUCCUGGCUUUGGAGGAAGCCGUGACAGUGGGCCUCCACCAGUUUCCAAAAUAGGAAUUCUCAAUUUGAUUAUGCUUAUUAUAGGAAUAGUCCUUGGUGCUAUUGCUAUAAUUGUUAUCCUUGCCGUUCUAAUAUUUAGACGUGCUGCUGUAACGCAAGCAGUUAGUAGAACAGUUCAAAACAUUCGGUCUAGAACUCUGUCUCCCCCGAGUGAUGAUAGGAGCCCGCAGAAAGACGACACAGUUUAGCUUCACGAAGAAAAUACAGAACGGAAAGUCCACUUUUUAGGGGGUCUCUGAGCAGUUGUGGAAAAGACAAGGCAUUCUUAAAAAAGAACUGACAGUUUCAGAUAGUUUAGGGGUUCACAUAAAGUUACUUUCUAAACGCAUACAAUCAAUUUUAUAAUUUUUAAAAGGAGGUGCAAAAAAGUAUGACUCCUGUUGUCACACAAUUUCUUUUUUUUUUUUUAGUCACUUGUAGCAUGACAACAGGCAAGGAUUUCUGUUUCCUCAGCCUCACAAGUGCAGCACAUAGGCAAUAUCUGUUUCCACCCUUUUAGAGAUAUAAGCAGUAAUAGCAACUCGAUAAUUCCCCUUGUCGUUGCUCUGAUUACUGCUGACAGCAUUUAAGAAGGGUAUCAGACCAUUAGUGCUUAAUACAGGUAUAAGGUGGGGCCAAAAGAGAAGUCCUCCUCCUGAACAGGAUGCAAAGAGACAGUUGAAACAAGGCAAAAUUAGUUCACAAAAGUGAAAGAAGUGGAAGGACCAUCAUUUGGGGUUACCUGGUAUUGCUUUGCCAUGGCCUGGCAGUUCCUACUAGAGCAUCUGUGGAUCUAGAUUACUAGAUCCCGAGGGUUCCCAUGAAAUUGUUUUAUUACCCAAAACUCCAGUGUUAUAUUUCUAUUUUUAAAUAAUAUUUAAAUAAGUUUACUUUGCAUAGGAAGAAAGAGAUGUUGGCAAAUAAACAACAUGAAAGUUA